Molecule: messenger RNA, 1836 nt
Organism: Eremothecium gossypii ATCC 10895
Lineage: Eukaryota; Fungi; Ascomycota; Saccharomycetes; Saccharomycetales; Saccharomycetaceae
Gene: AVL9
Product: Avl9p
Exons: 1
Coding region: 1-1836 (611 amino acids)
Cellular component (GO): cytoplasm
Source: RefSeq, marked provisional
AUGUCUAAACAGCAUGGGGAAGUCAGGCCUUGCAUAGUUUUUGGCGUAGCGUUGGUGGACUUUCACCACACUCGGGGUCCGGAGGUGGAACACUGGCACAGCGACGAACUGCAGAACUGUACAUGGAACAACUUGCCAUUCCAGGCGCUGCCUGACGGCUCGCAUUCUUUUGAGGAGACGUUCACGUACUUCACGCUGCUGUACGACGAAGGACGGCACCGCGGACUGAACGGAAUUGACGAGGUGGAAGAGGACAAUGUGGAUGAGUGCACGACGCUAUUUGCGAUAUCGUGCUCGCGGCAGAUUAAGUCGGAGGAGCUGCUGAAGAAGGGGGUGGAGGUGACGCGGUCGACGGUGCAGAAGUCGCUGGUGGUGAUUUCGCGGGUGCCGAUUUUCGGGCAGAUCAAGGACAAGCUGAGCAUUGUGACGAACGCGCUAUUCCUACAGCGGGACUUCAGCGACACGAGUAUCAUCUAUACGCUGUACGAUAAUCUAAGGAGCAUGUUCAAUUCUGCGGCGAGCAUUGACGAGUCGAACCUGUUUGUGGGGCUGAGCCUCCGAAAGAUAAUCCACGACUUCAGGCGAGAGUUUCUUGUCAUUCUCAAGGCCAUGCUGCUGGAGCGGAAGAUCAUUUUCUAUGGGAGCAAUGUAGAGGAGCUGUGCAGUCUGCAGUUUGGGUUUAUCAGUCUGAUACCCAACUUGAUCUCUAACCUGCAGGAUUGCGGCUCACCGUUGCUAAAUAAGUACGAGCGCCAGCUGACCGCGUGUGAUUCGUUCAAGUCCAGCGACCGGCGCUCUGUAAUAAGAUUCCUGGGGUUCCCGCUGCAGAUAUUUGCAAGCGGCGGGCUCUUCUCGCCGUAUACGCCGCUUCAGCAGUUGGGGGACCUAACGUCGCCCAAGACAAAAUGGUACGUUAUUGGAACCUCGAACAACUUGCUGCUAGAGCAGAAGGACCGACUUGCAGACCUGUUGGUAAACGUUGAUAUGAAAACUGUGGAGACCAUAUCCGACGAUAAACUAUUUGCCCAGGCGCUACAGCUCUCUCACCAUGACAGAAGGUGGAUGGACUUGCUAAUACAGAACAUUGUCAAUACAUGGAAUGAAUACGAUCUCUCUACACCAUCGACCUUUCAGUUUGAAGGUAGCGAAGACUUCGUUAGGUGGCAGUUUGAGGAGUACCUAACUGGCCUUCUGUCUUCCGCCAAGUUGGACGGUUUCUUAACCAAGAACGCGGGGUUGGAUAUGAAUAUGAGAACUAUACCGCCUGAGUACCUCCAGGAAAGCCCGAUUCAGACUUUUAAUCCGGCCUGGGUCCAUCUAUGGAAAGAGACGAACAAUUACAAGUUAUUCUAUACGUUUACAGAUGACAGGUUAUUUGAUCUCUUUGAACCGAAGCAUGUUUUUAAUGGCGUUGAUCCGCUUACAGCAUGGCAACAGAAGUUCGUGAAAUCAUUCAAAAUGUUAAACCGCAGUGAAACAAAGCUUGGCGGCCUGGAACAUGGUCCUAGCGACCCGAGAGCUUCUGAUGCCCGGCACACAGACCACAACUCAGUAAAUGACGAUAGACGCGAAGUCGAUAAUGCUAAACAAAGCUCUACUUCAUGGAUGUCUUGGAAGGAAUAUUUUAAUACUAGACUGAAGAAGAAACCCGAUGGAGACAUUGGUAUAUCAGCGUCGGAUAAUCAAGCUGAGCCAAAGAUAUCCCUCGGUCAAGUGAAUGCAUCCAUGCCCAGCUUACCCUUGAAGACGGCCCAGCGUAAUUCCCCGCAGCUAGACUCAUCAACACCUGAUAUUCAGUCGUUGCCUGAUGAAGUGAUGGAGAAUCCAUGGAGAUGA